GGGAAAGUUUCCUUUCCCUCACUUGUUUCUUUUUCCGAUUAAACGACUGGGCUUCGACCACAAGGGCUUAUAAAACUCUCAGCGGCAGAAUCUCCUCAUACAGAUAAUAGAAGAUAAACAUAAAACAGGGUUGACAGAGGAUGUCCAGAGCUGACUGGGGUUUUCUGGAGCACCUGCUAGAGGAAGGUCAGGAGUACUCGACUGGCGUGGGGCGCGUGUGGCUAACCGUGCUCUUCCUCUUCCGCAUGCUUGUGCUUGGCACGGCGGUCGAAUCUGCAUGGGACGACGAACAGUCUGACUUCGUCUGUAACACCAAACAGCCUGGCUGUGAGUCCGUCUGCUAUGACAAGGCCUUUCCCAUCUCCCACUUCCGUUUCUUCAUUCUGCAAGUCAUCUUCGUCUCAACACCGACCAUUUUCUACUUCGGCUUUGUGGCCCUGAGGACCAGAAAUGAAAAGAGUCCGGAGGAGAAGCCGGAGGAGGAGGGCAGAAGACAUAAACAGAGAAAAACCAAUGACUUUAAGAUGGAGGUAAUAAAGGAGGAAGACGAAGAGACCUUGGGAAAGGAAACAGAGAAGAAACUCAAAGCUCCAGGACCUCCAAAGCUCAAAGGGAAACUGCUGUGCGCUUAUGCGACUAGCAUAGUGCUAAAGGUUCUCAUUGAAAUUGGCUUCAUUUUGGGUUUAUGGAUCCUUUAUGGGUUUGUAAUCGAGGCAAAGUAUGAGUGCGAGAGGUUUCCCUGUCCUCACACGGUGGACUGUUUUGUCUCACGACCCACCGAAAAAACAAUCUUCACCAUAUACACACAGGUCAUCGCCGCGGUCUCUGUUCUCCUCAACAUUGUGGAGCUUUUCCAUCUGCUUCAGUUAGCAAUAACACAUAGACUAGAAAAGAGAUAUCAAACCGAGGAGGAGGUUAACAAAUUUAUUAGGGCGACUUCUUCUAGAGCAACACCAGCUAAAGCUCAAAUGCCAUCAUUCGAUGAAAGAAACCAUCUCUUUCUUCCUGUAGCACAUGAUGGUUAUACUGCAUCAGGGUUGGACUGGGACAAACGAGAUCCUCCUUUAGAGGAGGACCUGCUUCCUAGCUACUCAAACUGCAUGAGCAAUGUGAAACCCGCCAUACCCAAAAACAAUCUUCAUAAGAAACAUCACAAGACUGAAGACAAAACGAGACAUUACGUCUGAGGACCACUAAACGAUGAACAAGGAUUACAUUUUAGAGAACUACAUGUGUAAAUGACCGAUAGUGGUUUACUGUACAAUCGAGAGCCAUUUCCUUUGUUUAGAUAGGCUGGGAAAUAGGCCGUGCCUUGCAAAGAACCGUCUGUUGUGAUCUGUGGCCAGAUACGGGAGCCUCUCAAGUAGUGAUUAGUUGAGAAGCUCAAGGUCAGGAAAUACUCGAACCACUGAGCCAAAGAGAAAUAAGCACAAUGUCUGCCAGAGUGAGGGGUGGGUCUAGUACUGAACUGAAUGAUUGAUAUGGCAUAGAUAAGGUAGUUUAUAAUGUAUAGCAUUUGAGACCAAAAUCAAAGUUAAACUGUACAUACAAUAUUUAAAAUGUAUUUAUGAAUGAUUAUAUAAUUAAUAUGCUUUAAUAUUUAUUUUCAUUAAACGAUUUCUAGUUUUUAUCCAUUUUUGAACUUCUGUAAAUGAUUAGGCUUUUGUUAGAUGCAUUCACAUUACGCAACAAGUAAUUUAAAUGCCUUUGUUUAUUUUCAUACUAUCCUUAAUUAUUAAGAUUAUCAGUCAGCAUUAAAUUUAAAGUGCUCCUAUUAUGGAUUUUUGAAAACAGCCUUUCACUCCGUGUGUAACCCAGCUCAGAGUGAAAGAAAACAUCCUGUGCAGUUUAAAAUCUGAAAGUGCAUCAUGUAUAAAGUUAUUGUUAUAAAAUGAGUCAAAAUGAAACAGUAGCAUUGCCCAAGCACCUGGUGGUCUUUUUGUGUUAAAAGAAAUGAAAAUGCAUAUUUAUUCUUGUGCUGCUUUUGUAGAGUUAGAAGCUCACUAACACAGCUUUAAAUGAAAUUGACCAAUCACCGGAGGAGUUUGGAAAAAUUAUGUUUUUCACCUUGAAUGCAUGUCAAUGUUUGUUGGAGAAUCCCAAAACCAAAACAGGAACCUUUCAUUAGACAUAGAAGGGGCACUUUAAAAUUUUAAAUCUGAAGUAGCUGCCAUUUUAAAUGUUUGCCUUAGGUGGUUCAAUGUAAGUUGUAAUUCAAACAUGUCAUAAAUGAACCUACAUUUAGAAUUCUGCGGGAAUAAAAAAAGGUAGUAAGUAGGCAAGUUUAUUGGAAAAAUGUGCCUCCUGCUUGUUUUUCCAAUAAAAGUGCCUCUAGAUUUUUGCUAAAUUUCAAAUAUGUAUAUGUGUGUACGUACAACAACCAACGCAACCUACUAAUAAAAUGUUGCCAGAUUCUA
Messenger RNA from Puntigrus tetrazona (Sumatra barb), 2417 nucleotides. It is a transcript of the gene gja4, whose product is annotated as gap junction protein alpha 4. Gene Ontology annotation, cellular component: connexin complex. NCBI's taxonomy places the organism in Eukaryota, Metazoa, Chordata, Actinopteri, Cypriniformes, Cyprinidae. The transcript is spliced from 2 exons. The record is from RefSeq and is a predicted model, not a curated record. Bases 141 to 1187 code for a protein of 348 amino acids. Gene Ontology annotation, biological process: cell communication.